AAUGAAAAGAGAACGGAACCCUGUAGUUCCGGUUUGUGAUGUCAUUUUUCUAUGCAUGCAGUUGAGUCGAACACAUUUAAAGUGUAUAUUUUUCAUAGAUAUUACUACCGGCUGAUCAGUUUUGUGUUUGCAGUAACCAGACUAGAAGUGUAACCUGCCCGCUACGACAACAUGGGUAUCCUGGAGAAGAUAGGAGAGAUAGAGAGAGAGAUCUCUCGAACACAGAAAAACAAAGCCACGGAGUACCAUCUGGGCCUGCUGAAGGCGAAGCUAGCGAAGUACCGCGCCCAGCUGCUGGAACCGUCCAAGACCGCAGGAGCCAAAGGAGAGGGCUUCGAUGUCAUGAAAUCUGGAGACGCACGUGUUGCUCUGAUUGGCUUCCCCUCCGUCGGAAAGUCCACCUUCCUCAGUCUGAUGACAGCAACAGCCAGUGAAGCAGCUUCCUAUGAGUUCACCACCCUGACCUGUAUCCCUGGAGUCAUAGAGUAUAAUGGAGCCAACAUCCAGCUGCUGGAUCUGCCAGGAAUCAUAGAAGGAGCUUCCCAAGGUAAGGGUCGAGGUCGGCAGGUCAUUGCUGUUGCCAGGACAGCAGAUGUGGUCAUCAUGAUGCUGGACGCCACCACCUGGAGAC
Molecule: messenger RNA, 631 nt
Organism: Oncorhynchus masou masou (cherry salmon)
Lineage: Eukaryota; Metazoa; Chordata; Actinopteri; Salmoniformes; Salmonidae
Product: developmentally-regulated GTP-binding protein 2-like
Exons: 6
Biological process (GO): cytoplasmic translation
Cellular component (GO): cytoplasm
Molecular function (GO): GTP binding; GTPase activity
Source: RefSeq, a predicted model, not a curated record